AUGCCCCCUGGUGCGGCGGCCUCUGCUCCUGGCACUCCUCGCGCUGCUCCUGGCUCUCCCGCGCCUCGGGCUGCUGGUGGCUCCACGACGGUUGACGGUGGUGGCGACCCACUGCAACUCCCUGGAGCCGACCCGUGGGCCAAGAGGCCGCGGACAACGGACGGUGGUGGCGAGCGCGGGGCUGCCCAGCUGGACGCCAAGCUGGCCACUGUCAAGGCAGAGGUCAUCGCGAACUUCGGCGAGCAGCUCAAGGGUCCGUUGGCGGCGGUCGUGGCCCAACAAGCCUCCCAGAACGCUCAGUUCAGAGGCGACAUCAGCGAGCUCCAGACCUCGGCGCAGCGCCUCGAGGAGUCGAACAAGCAGAUUCGAGAGCAGCUCGCGGACAUGCGCAAGCAGCUCCACAUGCAGGAGGCCCAGAUCCCCAUCAAAGACUACGAGGGCCUGCUGGAGUGGGACCGCGACGCCGACACCAGCAUCAUUGUGGGCACCGCUGCCGAGAACUUCACUGCUGAAAAGUUCAAGGAGAGCAUCCAGCCCAUCAUGGACAGAUGUGAGCUGGAACCUGAUCAAUGGUCUAUCCAAGGGAAGAGUCCUGCACGCCGAUUCGUGGUCCAGUUCUCGGGUCAGGCCAGUGCGGCCGCGCGCAAAGUCCGCGCCUUCUACGCCAAGCUCAAGCAAGUGGACGGCUCCUGGCUCCAGACGGAGGUGGCCAACGUCCACGGGCAGACCUCGCGGCUCUACCUCGGCCUGGACCGCUCGGCGAAAUCGGCACGGUGUGAGUUCCAAUACAAGAAGCUCGCGCAGUUCGGUCGUGAGCACGCCCCUGACAAACGUUGGCGUGCAGAUCGCCAGCAAGGUGUCAUCUACUGCAACAACAUGGCCGUGGUCUCGGUGGUGGUCGGUGCCACUCGAGAGACUCCCUCGCGCGUGCUCUUCAACUACGACGGGUGCUCUACUCACUCCAUCAACAGGGACGCCAUCAAGCAGAGCUUCGAAGAGUUCUUCAAGACCACCUUGGAGGAGAGAGAGAGCAUCUCGUUCACCGCAUGGAAUGCGCGUGCUCUGCUAUGCAACAAUUUCAUGCAACGGCGGCGCAAGCUCCAGUGCAUGUCUGAGGCGCUGCGCUCCACCUCCCUGCUGGCCCUGCAAGAAGUACACGGCUCACAUCAUGAACUCCAGCAUGCGGUUCACCUCGCGCACAUUGAGGCGUCGAUCUUCUCUUCCAUUCCCGAACGGGGCGCGGGUGGCGUGGCCAUCAUUGCCCCUGGCCUUCCACAAUCCAUAGCUGACGACGAGUCGCGCUUCACACACACGGAGCUGGUCCCUGGCCGAGCGCAGCGCCUUCUCAUCAAGACGAUGUCGGAGUCUGAGGCGGCCCAAGGCGCACUCCCGAACAUGGUGGUCAUUUACAAUGUUCACAACUUCAGGCUGACGGCGCAGGAGGUUGACAAGGUCGCGGGCUCCAUCCGCGCCGAGGUGAUCACCGCCUCGCAGCAGCCUGAGCGCAUCGCGAUCCUCGUCAUGGGUGACUUCAACUUCAUGGAUGAGGCCCCCCUGGAGAUGAAGGCGCCGCUGGUCAACAAAAGCCUGCCACGAUUGCGCCGACACAACCCUGAACACCAGCUCGCCUGGGAGUCGGUGCUGACGAACAUGACGGAGUUGGACCCUGAAAUUCCUACACACUACACGGAGCAGUCACAGCAGUGCACGCGGAUUGACAAGAUUUACAUCAGCACCCCGCCAUGGAUGCCACUGCAGUGGUGCGCACGAGCAGAUGUCCCGCUGGCCCCUGAAGUUCUUUAUGACCGAGGCCCUGUCCACCUGCGCUUUGCCCACCGGCAACAGGAGGAGAACGGACAGCUCCAGCCCAUCCCAAUGUACAUCUUCGAGCACCCUCUCUUCGAGCACUACCUGGGCACCCUGAUG
Messenger RNA from Prorocentrum cordatum, 1926 nucleotides. The record is from the annotation of a GenBank genome assembly. Lineage: Eukaryota; Dinophyceae; Prorocentrales; Prorocentraceae.